AAAGUGCUACUCCCAUAUUUCAAAGUCUGUUUGAGAGGCACAUAUACAGGCCAUCUACAGAUAUUAUGGCAUUAUUUAAAAUGGAUAUUCCUCAAAGAGCCCAGCCCUUUUUAGAGUGUGGCAUUGAAGAAUGUGAAAGAAACUGUGAGCUCUAUUGCAACCCUUGCCAUCAAAGAUUGUGCAAACAAUGCAGAGAUGAACAUCUGAAAAGUCUAGAAAACAAGAACCAUGAGGUGGUCCUUUACCAGCAACGUAAACGACAACUUCCUGUGGAGAAAUGCAAGAUCCACCCCACUAAAGAUGUGGACAUGCUCUGUGAAGAAUGUCAAGUUCCGUUAUGUUCUAAAUGUGUUACAAUGGGAGACCACGAAAGGCAUAAAUUUGUUGAUCUUGAAAUAGUAUACACAGAAAAAUUUGCACUCUUCCAACAGGAAAUCUCCAAAAUUCACGAGUAUUUUCUCCCUACAUCACAAGAUUUACAGAAAGAAAUUAAAAAAGAUUCCUCAGAAAUUAAAUACAUCAUGGACAACAUCAGAACAUCCAUGAAGACUGAAGGUGAGACCCUGAAAAGUCUGGUGGACACAGUCGUAUCUGAGAACAUGGAGCAGUUAGACCAGAUAGAGCAUUCACUGUUAGAAGAUCUAAACACCCAAGACAAGACCAUGGAGGAUUACAUCACUUAUCUCAAUAACCUUGUCAAAGAGCUCCACAGAUGUCUGUCCUCUACAGAAACCCAGAAAUUAAUGUCUGAGAAGAAACCAAAGAUCCGAUCCAUACCAGAGACAACAAAACCAGUCACACCAGGAUUUACUGCUGGUCAAUACAGCGAAAGUGAUGUCACCAAAUUACUUGGUAAAAUACGUGUCCCCAACACUAAAUCAAAAAAGAGAGAAAUAAGGCCCAUUGAAAGUGUCUACAAUACAGCAAUGAAACCUACACAUAAACAGAUGAAAGAAAAUAGAAAGAAAUAUGAAAAGAAACAAACACUGUCUCUAUCUGCCUCUGUCACCAAGGUCAGGGAGUUCAAUGUACCAGGUGUUGAUGAUGUGCACCAUGUAUCACUAGAUCAAUCAGACAGACUCUGGAUCAGUGACAAUAAGGGUAAUCUUGUCCAAACAGAUCUACAGGGGAAUGUGAUACAGAAGAUAAAAACCAGUGGUGAAUCUGAAGGUUACCACACAGUCACACAGGACAGGGAUCUGAUCUUUACAGACAAAUACAAGAAAGUCAUUAAAAGGAUAACACAGGAUAAAAAAAUCACUGAAUUCCUUAAAACUGGAGACUGGGAACCACUCUGUAUACACUCCUCCAAACUCAAUGGGGACUUACUGGUAGGGAUGGGGAAGGCCGGAAAAGGUAAAGUCACCAGGUACAACAAGACAGGAAAAGAACUACAGAACAUAGAGAGGGAAAACAAAGGAAAAAGACUGUAUAUAACACCACACUCUAUCACAGAAAACAUCAAUGGAGAUAUCUGUACAUCAGACAAUUAUAAAAAUGCAGUAGUAGUGGUGAAUAAAUCAGGACAACACAGGUUCUCCUACUUAGGUCAGGGGUCAGUGUUAUCUCUCCAUGGAAUCUGUACUGAUGUCCUCGGUCACAUCCUGGUCUGUGAUUGUAUCAGUGACGCUGUUCACCUCCUUGAUCAGGACGGUCAGUUCUUGUCUCUAUUACUCACACCACAACAAGGGGUAGAGGAUCCCUUGAGUGUGUGUGUGGAUGAUGAGAACAAUCUCUAUGUGGGACAACGGUACACCAAGACACUGACAGUGUAUAAGUAUUUACAGUGAAAUAUAACAUUGCAGUUAAGUACAUGUAUUCUUUUAUACAACCAUUCUGUGUGUUUACAUGUAUUUGCACAGUUAUAAUAUUUUUCAUUAUUAAACAAAAAGACAUUUUGAAUCAUGUGUAUCAGUGGUAUACUGGAAAUGAAUUGUUUUGAGUUACACAAUUAUAACUGAUAAGUUUAAAAGACACUAUAGUUUGAAAAUAAUCUAGAUGCUAAAUUAUUUAACAAAUAACAAAUUUGCUAAAAUUCGUGAAUUCAAAUGAUAUUUUUAGUCAAUUUUUAUUCUGAAUGAUUUAACAGUUGAUACAUAUAUAUAAGUCUACUGGGUUUUGUUCGGUUUACCUGUUAAUUGAUGUACAUAAUUUGGGAGCAAUCGUUAUAUAGUGUAUAUAUCUAAACCUAUUCUCUUGGUUAAUUUCCAAAAAUGCACAUUGUCGUA
This is a messenger RNA of Saccostrea cuccullata (small rock oyster), 2228 nucleotides long. RefSeq lists its product as uncharacterized. NCBI's taxonomy places the organism in Eukaryota, Metazoa, Mollusca, Bivalvia, Ostreida, Ostreidae. The coding region runs from base 66 to 1790 and encodes 574 amino acids. The transcript has 2 exons. Gene Ontology annotation, molecular function: ubiquitin protein ligase activity; zinc ion binding. The record is from RefSeq and is a predicted model, not a curated record.